Schistocerca serialis cubense is the source of this 744-nucleotide messenger RNA. RefSeq lists its product as uncharacterized. The record is from RefSeq and is a predicted model, not a curated record. Bases 1 to 744 code for a protein of 247 amino acids. The transcript has a single exon. Lineage: Eukaryota; Metazoa; Arthropoda; Insecta; Orthoptera; Acrididae.
AUGAUCGAACAGCAGGCCGUCUCCAGGAUUGCAGUCCGUUUGCCGCCGUUCUGGCCCGACAACCCGGUACUCUGGUUCGCGCAGGUAGAGGCAAGUUUUAGCUACGCUGGAAUAACGGUCGAAGCAACUAAAUUUGCGCUGAUUGUGAGCCAACUCGACCAACGUUAUGCAGCCGAGGUGCAGGACAUAAUCACAGCACCGCCCGAGGCUGGAGCUUAUGCCAGGCUAAAAUCAGAGUUGAUUCGACGGGUGGCCGCGUCGCAAGAGGACCGGAUACGUCAGGUUCUGACACAGGAAGAAAUUGGCGACAGGAAGCCUUCUCAAUACCUGCGACAUCUACGCAGCAAAGUUGACACCGUUACUGUGCCAGACAGUCUGCUCAGAACGCUGUGGAGCAGUAGGUUGCCGCCGCAAAUAAAAGCCAUAAUCACCUCACAAACGGACAUGCCGCUGGAUGACGUGGUGCAGCUAGCAGACCGGAUUCAGGACGCGAUCACACCGGCUCCGGUCAGCGCAGUCGCGGCGUUGGAUAACAGUGCAAACAGUACCGCGUCUGUAGCACGAGCCGACCAUGAUUCUCUCGCUGCCAAGGAUGAGCUUUUGUGCGCCCAGGUCAGUGCGCUGCUGGCACGUGACGACGACAAUAAUAGAAGAAGCCGAUACAGACGGCAGCGUUCGAGAAGCAGAUCUUCCGGCGGUACUACCACUCCGCAAGGCGAGGUACCAUUGUGCUGGUACCACUGA